This is a messenger RNA of Glycine soja, 3175 nucleotides long. RefSeq lists its product as uncharacterized. Gene Ontology annotation, molecular function: protein binding. The record is from RefSeq and is a predicted model, not a curated record. Lineage: Eukaryota; Viridiplantae; Streptophyta; Magnoliopsida; Fabales; Fabaceae. The transcript is spliced from 2 exons. Bases 1993 to 2784 code for a protein of 263 amino acids.
CAGAAAAUAGGUACCUUCCUCGUUCUCUUAUCUUUCUAUUCCACCUCUACUGUUAAUCUGUUAUUUAAGUGUUUGCUAUGUUCAUUGGUUGUUUUAUCUAACACACUUUCGCCCAAUGCUCAGUAUUUACAAGGUCUUUGAUCUUAAUUAAAGACCACACCUUGCUAUACUCGAUUUCAGAUAGAAUGUUUAAGACAUCAAGAUCAGGUAGUUUCUGUUUUUCUUGGGCAAUCUUUGUUCUACAAGUUUCAGUUUCUGCAAAAAACCUAUCUGCUAAAUAAAUUGUGUCAACUUUUGUGGGUAUUUUGAUCUUAUUGUUCGCUUGUAAAAAAUAUUCGGGGUCCUUAUUUUAUGACUGAUGGUUGAGGUGGUCAUAAUUUUGAAAUAAGAUUUACAGAUUCACUUCCUUUAUUGAAUGCUUUGGUCAUUUUGGAUUCUGGUUAAGCUCUUGCUUUAGAUAUAUUUUGCACCACACCACCUAAACAUGUUUAUUACAUGAAAGAUGAAAUCCUUAAUGAAAUUGAGGCACUGAAUAAGCUGUUUAUGGGUGAAUUUCUCAUUUGUGAAUGUGAGAGAAAGAAAAGUUUCUUUGUUAAAUGAUUUCAAGGUUUUGUUAAACAGAUUCCUAUCUUCUCCCACAGUCCUCACCUGAUUCAAGCUCAUAAUAUGGGAAAAACACCACUAAAACCAUGAGAAGUUUACUUUUAAGCAUCUUCUCAUCUUCUGGAAUGCGAUUGAUUUUUAAGCAACUUCCAGCCCUGUAUAUCCUCCCAUGUGUGUCUUCUCUAGUGAUGUAAAGAACAUCUAGUUUCCUCACACUAUCUUUUGUGUCUCCUGUCAUCUCUCAAUUGCCACUUACCCUUCUAUGGUUACUUCCACUAACUUUAUCCCUGUCCUGGCCCUGUAUUUCAGUUGAUGCAAGAUCCCUAUAUGCAUGGUCCUCAUCAAUUCAUCCAUACAUUUUCUGUAAGUUUGCUGCCACUCUCUCAGAAUCUCUUUCACUCUGUACUUUUUCAAAUAAAUGGAAUGGAGCUCAGCCCUUUACAGCUUGGGAAAAUUUCUCUAUAAAGUGUAAACCCAAAAUUAACAGCUUAUUUUCCAAAAAUUCUCAGAUGAUCACCUCAUUUUCCAGACCUUCCCUUAUAUGACUUCCUUCAUCUUUACACCUAUGACUUCCUCUUGCCAUCUUUACACCUUUUUGUUCUCUCAUCAUAUUUCCAUCCUUAUCCCUUUUUCUUCUCUCUUACACCAACAUGCCUUACUGUUAGAUGCAUCUUUUGGUUUCUUAGUCUCAUUCUAUGAACAUGGGUUAAUGGUCCAUCAAUAUCCUAGUGGGAGUUGCUAAUAAUAUGAAAGAUUAUAAGAGAUUUAUCUCACUUGGUUAUAUUACAUUUAAGCUAUUGCUUUCUUUCAAGGUAGUUGAUGGUUCUCAUGUUGAUUUUGGGAGGACCAUUUAUAUUCCUCCUGCUCCUUGUUUGGAUUUCCCACAACUUAUCAUCUAUCAUCCUUUGUUCUCUUCUCGUGUAGUCUGGAAAGGGAUUUGGUCUCUUGAUCUUUUUAUUGUGCAUAUCUAUUUUUCAAUUCCAAACACAUUGAAUAUAGUAUCAUAAAUGAUAAGCCUAUUGUAAGUCCAUAGCUCCCUCUAAGGUUAAGUCUUAUAUUUGGGCUAUAAUGCUUAAGAGAAUUAAUACAAAUGACAUGCUACAUGUAUUUUUCCUAAUGUGUUAUACUUAGUGCUAGAUUUUAUACGUAUUUCUUUGUUUGCAUUUUUGGAGAAUGCUUGGUGCCAAUUCCCCAGGUCCUUGAACCAAUUUUUCAUUAAUUAGCUUUACUGAUUUUAGUAGAAGUAUAGAAGCCAGGCUUUUGUGGUAAUACAUAAUCUAUGCUAACACUUUGGCGUAUUUGGUUAGUGUGUAAUUCUGUCAUCUUUAAGUAGAUCAACUUGGUGUGUAAUUCUGUCAUCUUUAAGUACAGCUACUUGGUGUAAAGUACAUGGUCUUUUUAAAAGUUAUUUCUAUCUCCUCUCUUGGUUGGUUUUCUUUUUUAAGUAGGAUCUCUUCCUAUACUUCCCUUUAUUUUGAUCAAUUACUUCUUUUGUUACUUUAUAUCUUCCUUUUGAUUUUGUUCCUUUUAUAUGCAUAUUACUUGAUGUUUUGUUAUAGUUCUAGCAUCAUGUUAUUAAUUUUCAAUAGAAUCAGUGGUCAUAUUCCCCUCAAGAUUACAUCCAUUGAAAAUGGUACAGUUCUCAAAACAUUCAAACACCUGCUUCAUCAGAAUAAACAAGUGGACUUCAUAGAGCUAUUUCAUGAAAAGCUUCUAGUCAAGCAAGAAAAUGAGAAUCAGUUGUUUCUUACUUUCAUAAAUGGAACAGUAUCUGUUUGGAGCUUUUGUGGGGAGCUUGUUACCCAAUUUGAGGAUCACCAGCUGUGGCAUCCAGAUUGCUAUACAAAUAACACAUACAUAACAAAAGACCAGGAUCUCAUUAUCUCUUAUUGCAAGGCAGAUUCUGAUGAUCAAUGGAUGGAAGGCAAUGCUGGCUCCAUUAAUGUUAGUGAUAUCUUGACCAGGAAAUGCGUGGCUAAACUGAACGCAACAAGUAGCAGCAUCAAGGCGGACGAGUGCAACAACAGUGCUUGCAACUGCAACAAGCAAAGUCAUUCAUGCCUAUUAAGGAGUUCAGUUGCAGAGGCUUUGGAGGAAGUCACUGCCCUCUUUUAUGAUGAAGAUAGAAAUGAAAUAUAUGCUGGUAACAGACAUGAUCUUGAUCAUGUAUGGUCUAACUAAUGACAAGAGUUUCUGGUUUCUUCUGGCUCCAUGGCCCCAGGAAUCCCAUGUUUGGUUUUGCAAUUUUGCUGAUAUUGUUUCAGCACCGGAUUUCUCUAAAAUCCAAGCUGCCUCAGCAUUGUAACAUUAGCUUAUGUGAAAUUAGUUUCUAUGUAAAGAACAAUCACUAGUGAAAAAAUUUUGAGGCCAAUGAGACAUCACUCAUCAUUAAACCUUUUAGAUUGGUAGAAAAAAAUGAAGUAUGAGGAUGAACAAUAACUCUUUUAAAGUUACUCUUGGAAUUCAUAGGGGACAAUGUGAGAUGAAAGCAAAAAGGGCAGAUUGUAUGGAAUUUUAUACCUCAUUUGUGUCAUUGUUGUGAAUCUCUCUAUAAAUCUGUUUUUCAUUUGUC